CUACUUGAAAUGGGGCAACGCCGUAUCUCUUCAUGAGUCUCUGUAAAUAGAUUCUAGGAUCGCUGCUUUGCCUGCAGGUCGGUACGGCUUUCUGACCGCUUAAAAUGACAAUUUUGCGAGCUUCUUUUAUUUCGUAAACUUCCUGCCACAUAUGCGCUUCCUGGUUUGGUCUGUUUUGUUUUUAUUUAGCGCCUCACUUCUGCGUGUUGUUGCUAUCUCAACAGUUAAGUUUUGAUUAGGAACGACUGUUCUACAGUAACUGUUCGGACUUAAGAUCCCUUGUGCAGCUCUAACAGAGCAGGGUCAGUUUUUAUUGUCUUUUUUGUUGUUGUUUGAGGCGGAAAAAUGUCAGCAGCUAACCGACCAGGAAGCGCGGCUAGCGCGAAUCACAACCAGGAGAACAUGCUAACGAGGCUAAGAGGCUCUCUGAAGCCCCGGGCUGCAGCCAACGACAACCAGGAAAACCUUCCUCCGAAGCAAGUCGCCAACAGAACCGUUCUAGGAGCCCUGCAGGGCAACCAGAAGAGCAAAGCCCAGAACCAGCGCGGCACAAAGCAGGAGUCAACACAGCCUCUAUCUUUUAAAAAUGAAGAUCUUGCUAAGAGCUGCUUUGAGAGGCUACCUGCCAGGAAGCCUGCUUUCCAGAUCCAUGUGGAUGAGCCUGAAGCGGCUCCAGCUAACGAGGUUGAAACCAGCCAAGGGAAGCCCACAGAGGAAGAAUCUCCUCUCGCAAUCAGCAAUGCUGUGGCAGGACUCCGCAGGCCUUUGGCCACAAUCGACAUCCCGGCAGCAAUGGAUGUUAGCUUUGAGUCUCCCAUGGACAUGUCUGUGGUUGAGGGGGAUGAAAAGCCCAUCAAUGUAAACGAGGUCCCAGAAUAUGCAAGCGAAAUCCACACGUACCUCAGAGAAAUGGAGGUAAAGACCAGACCUAAAGCGGGCUACAUGAAGAAGCAGCCAGACAUCACGAACAGCAUGAGGGCCAUCCUAGUGGACUGGCUAGUAGAGGUCGGAGAAGAAUACAAGCUCCAGAACGAGACCCUUUAUCUGGCUGUCAACUACAUCGACCGCUUCCUGUCCUCCAUGUCUGUCCUGAGGGGCAAACUGCAGCUUGUCGGGACUGCGGCCAUGCUGCUUGCUUCAAAAUUUGAAGAGAUCUACCCUCCUGAAGUGGCGGAGUUUGUCUACAUCACAGAUGACACCUACACAAAGAAGCAAGUGUUGCGCAUGGAGCAUCUGGUGCUUAAAGUGCUCUCCUUUGAUCUGGCGGCUCCCACCAUAAACCAGUUCCUCACUCAGUACUUCUGCCAUCAGGCUGUUAACAAGCAGGUGGAAAGCCUUGCCAUGUACCUGGGGGAGCUCAGUCUAGUUGAGUCGGAUCCCUUCCUGAAAUACCUGCCAUCACAGAUGGCGGCUGCUGCGUACAUCCUGGCCAACAACACGGUGACUGGAAGCUCGUGGCCAAAGUCUCUGGUGGAGAUGACUGGCUACACUCUGGAGGAUCUCAUGCCCUGCGUUGAGGAUCUUCACCGACUGCAUGUUGGCGCUGCACAGCACGCCCAGCAGUCUGUCCGGGAGAAGUACAAGGGCUCAAAGUACCUGGAAGUCUCCUGUAUCGUUGCACCAACCAAGCUGAUGCUGAACUGACUCUGGCUUUCCCUGCAUAUACCUCCUGUCAGUGUUUUUUGUAAAUGAUGUGCACCAUUUUUCUAUUGUGCCCUGCUCUUUUUGGAGUAGUGCUAGAUAUAUUAUAGGUUAUUUUUAUACUAAUUACAAUGUUCAUGCCAGACUUGUCAGGGUUUUUUGGCUAAUCAAGAAUGUUUUAAUAAGUUCAUUUUAAGACAAAAUGCCAAACUUUUAUAAGACUGUAAAUGCUACUUUGCCUACAACGUUGACUUGUAGAACUGAGCAAUGUACAAGAACCCAGACUGGCUAUCUUCCAAAUUGCAGGGUCUGAAAUUUCUCUGCAGUUGUUGCAUCUUACCGUUUUUUCUAAGAUGUAAAGCAUUUGACUUUAUGGGAUACAGAGUAACAUUUGUCUAUCUCAUUACAAUGGUGCUUUAAACUGGCUGCAGUUUCAGGAAUCUUCUGCUCUGUAAAAUAUGGCUCUUGUAAAUAAAAUCCAUUUUUAAAAGCGA
Molecule: messenger RNA, 2135 nt
Organism: Fundulus heteroclitus (mummichog)
Lineage: Eukaryota; Metazoa; Chordata; Actinopteri; Cyprinodontiformes; Fundulidae
Product: cyclin-A2-like
Exons: 8
Coding region: 346-1644 (432 amino acids)
Biological process (GO): mitotic cell cycle phase transition; regulation of cyclin-dependent protein serine/threonine kinase activity
Cellular component (GO): nucleus; cytoplasm; cyclin A2-CDK2 complex
Molecular function (GO): cyclin-dependent protein serine/threonine kinase regulator activity
Source: RefSeq, a predicted model, not a curated record